AUGGAAAAUCUAACUUCAAAUGAGGACCUCCUUAUCUUGGAGGGGUUAAAGGUCACCCCUCAGUCUAAGACCCCUGCCUUCAUCCUCCUCCUCCUCGUCUAUAUCUUUAUCAUUGUUUCUAACCUGGGCCUGGUGGCGCUGAUCUUUGGGAGCAGGAGCCUCCAUCAGCCCAUGUACCUGCUCUUCUGUAACCUUCUUAUUAAUGAUGCUUGUGGAGCCACGCUUUUAAUCCCUCAUAUACUCAAAGACAUUUUCAUUUCACCAUCGAAGAGAUACAUUCAUUACAUAAGCUGUGUGGCUCAGGCUUUUUGCGCACAUUUCCUUGGAAGUGCCGCCCACACUGUGCUCAUGAUCAUGGCCUUUGACCGAUACGUGGCCAUCUGUAACCCUCUACGCUACGCCUCCAUCAUGACCAACAGGAUGGUGGUGAAGCUGUCAGUGGCAGCAUGGGGGUCUGCUUUUGUGACGGUGGCCAUCCUCCUGGGCCUCACCAUCCGCCUUUCACGCUGCAGGAGGAACCUCCCAAACCUGUUCUGCGAUAACGCCUCCUUAUUCAGUCUUUCCUGUGAAAGUGUCAUCAUCAAUAACAUCUACGGCCUCGGAUACACCGUCCUCCUGCUCGGCUCUUCCAUCGGCAGCAUCACACUCACCUACCUGAAAAUCGCUGCAGUGUGUGUGCGCAGUAAAAACAACGCUCUGAACAGGAAAGCGCUGCAGACCUGUGCUUCCCACCUGGUUGUGUACGUCCUCCUGCUGCUGAUGGGCUUCAUCAUCAUCGCCCUACAUCGAUUCCCUCACUUGUCUGUGCACAGGAAGUUGUUGCCCAUCCUGGGACACAUCAUCACACCAGCUCUGAACGCUGUGAUCUACGGUGUUCAGAUAAAAGAGAUCAGAGAGAGGAUUAAGGCUGUGUUUCACAUCAAUGUAGUGACACUGAUGGAUAGUAAAUAA
Messenger RNA from Sphaeramia orbicularis (orbiculate cardinalfish), 951 nucleotides. Its product is annotated as olfactory receptor 52Z1-like. Lineage: Eukaryota; Metazoa; Chordata; Actinopteri; Kurtiformes; Apogonidae. The coding region runs from base 1 to 951 and encodes 316 amino acids. Gene Ontology annotation, biological process: detection of chemical stimulus involved in sensory perception of smell; G protein-coupled receptor signaling pathway. The record is from RefSeq and is a predicted model, not a curated record. Gene Ontology annotation, cellular component: membrane. Gene Ontology annotation, molecular function: odorant binding; olfactory receptor activity. The transcript has a single exon.